UUAAUGUCAUUCACGAGCGUUUUAGGGUGUUUCUAUCCCGUAUGCAAUGCUGAUUGAAUGUCUUGUCUGUCCAUCAAAUCGUCCCCGGGAUGAUACUGCAGAGAGAGUGCACUUAUAGCUAGCUAGCUAGUAGCAUUAGCGUUAGAAGUGGAUGACGGCUACUGUACACCGAACGUCCUAUCAUCCGGACCACAGAAGAAUCCGGCGUCAUCAUUGAAUCAGUAAGAUACAAGAUAACCGUACAGCCAACUAGAUACUACAAGUAUUUUGGAACUAUAAUACAAACUAAUCGUAUUUAGCUUCUAGUACAGUGAUGUGCACUAUAGGUAGCUAGCUUGCUAGAAUAAGCUUCUGACAAAAAUGCCAUUAAAUUUGCGUUGGACAGUUCGACUACAGCCAAAGACAAAGGGGCGUUCCAAGGGAGGAGAAUCCAUCCUUGUUGCAAGAAGAUAAUCGACGUAGCCAAAAACAUGAGUCGUUACUGCACCCUGAACAACAACUUCCCCAAUGACAACCAGCUCCUGGUCCUGGACAUGGUGCUGAGCUCUCUCUGGAGCGUUCCACAGCCCGUCAACUGGGACAACGUGGCCAUGCUGGUCCCUGGCUUCACACCCAAGGAGUGUGCGCAGAGGUUCGAGGAGCUGAAGAGCACCGGAGGGUUCCAUCACGUGGACGACCAAUGCAACGCGCUGACGGCAGGAGGAUCCUCCCCUGUGGACUCGCUGGCCACCUACAUCAAAUCCACACUAUUGGACACCACGGGAGACGUGGAGGAGACGCGGACCAAUCAGAGCUCCAUCUCAGUGACGGGCCUGGCGGUGAACCCUUCAAGAGGUAGCUCGGUGGAGAAAGAGGAGUCUGCGGAGGAGGGCGAGAAGCCCCAGGAGGGGAAAGGGCCCAAUAUGGUGAUCCACGUGUGUGACGAGGCUAAGAACCUGAAGCAGGACUUCAUGUGUCCCCGUGACCUUCUGAUCAACGAGAUGCGUUACUUUGCUGAGUACCUCUCUGUUGACCUCCAGCGCUGGGAGGAGGUGGACAUCUCUGUGCACUGUGACGUGCAGAUCUUCGACUGGCUCAUGAACUACGUCAAGAGGCACAAAAUGGCCGUCGAUGGCAACAAUGACAAACCCAAACUCGAGCCCAGCAAUGUGAUCUCAAUCCUCAUCUCCUCCGAGUUCUUGAAGAUGGACACUUUAGUGGAGGAGUGUAUUCAGUACUGUCACAAGCACAUGAGUGCCAUCGUGGCCACACCCUGCAACAUGAACUGCAUCAACAGUAACCUGGCAGCGGACAUCUCUGACCUCUUCAGCCACAACGAGGCAGACGACAUCAUGGACAGAAAAGACAAGUUCAAAAGUAAGUUAUUCCAGAAGAAAAUUGAGUGUCUCUUCGAUCCUGACUAUAAGAACCAGGACUCCCCAGGCAACGCAUCGACUCUGUACAGAUGUGGUCUGUGCCUGAAACUGCUGACCAAGGACACAGAGAGGAAGAUCUCCUGCAUCCCAGGGAAGAUCAACAUCGACCCUCGAGGAGACAUCACCUACACUCACAGCAGGCAGAAGAGAUGGGAGGUCCAUGAUUACAUGACCGGACUGUAUGAGGAGCUGAAGUCCUGGGUGCUGGUCUACUGGAGGAUCUGGGGAACCAUCAACCACCUCACCUGCUCCCACUGCCAACAGGCGUUUGUGUGUGCAGAGCUGUCCCACUGUCGGUAUCACCCAGAGGUUGUGUUGUACCCGGGCAUGGGGACAGAGCAGGGCUGGCACGGGACGGGCAUCUACCCCUGCUGCAACCAGAGGACACUACGCUUUGACCCCACCGGCAUUCCCAAGGGCUGUAAGAUGCGGGACCACAUAGUGAAUGCGUCAGACAGUGGAGACUGUACUGGGGACCACCAGGUAAACUCAGCCCAGACCAGACUACUCAACGACCUGCUACUACACAGAGAGGCAGUGUGUGUACCCAACACACCCCUACCAGAGACAGGGCCUGUAGACUCCCCCUCCAGUGGUUCAGAGAGGGGGGAGAGAGGGGAGAGAGGGGAGCGGGUACUGGACUGUGACAUCCUGGUAGAGCCGGGGCUUCAGAGAGUAGAGGGCACCACCUUUUCCCUGUUGAAAAACUGGAGCCGGCAACUGAGGCAGCAGACGCUGCUUUCUGAGGAUGAGGAGUAUACCACGGGGUCAGAGGUCACUGAGGAUGAGGUGGGAGAUGAAGAGGAGGCCAGCAAGAAACAAGCUGCUAAGAAGGCCAAGAAGUUGAGCAAACCUUUGAAGAGGCAGAUGUCUUCACCUAAUUUUCAUCGCAAAGAGAAAGCAGUGGAGAAAACCCCUUCGAGGGACAACACUCCAUUUAGAGUGAGUGCCCAGAAGAGUAAAUGGGACAGCUCUCGCUCCAUCCGCUACAACCAAGAUGCCCAAAGAGAGGAAGACCAGCGGCGUAUGGUGGAGAUCAUUGGUCAUCUGACUAAGAUCAGGUUCGGAGAUCAGGAACAGAGAAAGUCCAAGGACACUAAAGAGCGUGCAGCAGGGAUCUACUCCAGGCUAGAGGCCCAGUUCAAGUCCUCCUCCCAGGCCAGUGGACGACAGAGUGGCCCUGAGAAAACCCUCAGAGGGAAGCCACGCUUCAGCCAAGCUCGGACCACAUAGAUACUGGAACAGGAAGAGGGAGGAAGAGCGGAGGACCACAUAGAUACUGGAACGAGAAGAGGGAGGAAGACAGGAGGAAGAGUGGAGGACCACAUAGAUACUGGAACGAGAAGAGGGAGGAAGAGGGAGGAAGAGCGGAGAACCACAUAGAUACUGGAACGAGAAGAGGGAGGAAGACAGGAGGAAGAGCGGAGGACCACAUAGAUACUGGAACGAGAAGAGGGAGGAAGACGGGAGGAAGAGCGGAGGACCACAUAGAUACUGGAACGAGAAGAGGGAGGAAGAGCGGAGGACCACAUAGAUACUGGAACGAGAAGAGGGAGGAAGACAGGAGGAAGAGCGGAGGACCACAUAGAUACUGGAACGAGAAGAGGGAGGAAGACAGGAGGAAGAGCGGAGGACCACAUAGAUACUGGAACGAGAAGAGGGAGGAAGACAGGAGGAAGAGAGGGAGGAAGAGAGAGAUCCUCAUGUGAGAACUCAGUGGAUCAAACUGACCCAAAUGGGUCCUGGCAACCUGGCAGCAGCUAAACCUCUCAACCCCACCUUGCUUGCUCCACUGUGCCCCUGGUAAUAUUUGUGCCUGUAUUCAUAACGAGCCUAAGAGUAGGAGUGCUGAUCUGGGAUCAGUUUGUCUUUUUAGAACAUACUUUAGAACAUACUGAGUGGACAGGGGAGACCUGAUCCUAGAUCAGCCCUCCUACUCUGAGACACUUGAUAAAUACAGGCCCUGGUCCUGCAUUGGUCGUCUUUAGUUCAGGAGGCCUGGUUUUGCCGUAGGGCUUUGUAGCCCACUUAGAACCCAGUCCAGCCCGUCUGACUCUGGUGACUUUGUAACGAUCACAUCUCCUACCUCCCAUUAACUGUAUAUUACAAUGCAAUAGGUCACCUAGCUCUAAACCUGUAUGCCAUAGAAUAUAAUAUACUUUAACAUAGAAGCUACCUUGUGGUGAGUAAUAGGAGUGGUUAGCAGUAGGUAGAGGAUGGUGAAUGAAAUGCCCGUUGUUUCUAUUUCUAUAUCUGUCUGUGUUGGCAGUAUCGCACAGUACUGGGACUAAGAGGACAUGGGUGGACUAGGCAGUCAGAAAUAAAAGUUACAUUCCCACCAUU
This is a messenger RNA of Salvelinus fontinalis (brook trout), 3758 nucleotides long. Its product is annotated as SANT and BTB domain regulator of class switch recombination-like. The transcript is spliced from 21 exons. The coding region runs from base 471 to 2648 and encodes 725 amino acids. The record is from RefSeq and is a predicted model, not a curated record. NCBI's taxonomy places the organism in Eukaryota, Metazoa, Chordata, Actinopteri, Salmoniformes, Salmonidae.